AAGGGCAGAUAUCAGCGUCAAUGGCAUUCGCUCCUGCUAUUCUUAGGAGGCUGCCGGCAGCUCUGCACAGCCCGGCAGGGAGUGAGGGACCGAAGCAGAGCGGCGGCUGCCAGCACCAGUAUGUCUUACAGCGUGACCCUGACUGGGCCUGGGCCCUGGGGCUUCCGGCUGCAGGGGGGCAAGGACUUCAACAUGCCCCUCACCAUCUCUCGGAUCACCCCUGGCAGCAAGGCAGCCCAGUCUCAGCUCAGCCAGGGGGACCUGGUGGUGGCCAUUGAUGGCGUCAGCACAGACACCAUGACCCACCUGGAGGCCCAGAACAAGAUCAAGUCCGCCAGCUACAACUUGAGCCUCACCCUGCAGAAGUCCAAGCGUCCCAUCACCAUUUCCACAGCGGCACCUCCAAUUCAGUCCCCGCUGCCAGUGAUCCCCCACCAGAAGGACCCUACUCUGGACACCAACGGCAGCCUGGUGGCACCCAGCCCCGAGGCGAGGGCCAGCCCAGACACCCUGGGCACCCUGGAGCUCAGGGGCACCCUUAGCUCCUCCUUCUCCCAGACCUCAGUCUGCUCUGCACACUCGGAGGCCUCAGAUCCCCGCCCUCUGCAGGCCAGCCUGAAGGGGACGCAGGACCCGCGGGGCCCGGGACUCCUUGGGGCCCCUGGCCGGCCGAGGCAGUAUAACACCCCCAUUGGCCUGUACUCGGCAGAGAGCCUGCGGGAGAUGGCUCAGAGCUACCAGCUGAGCCUCCGAGGGCAGCCCUCGGGUGCCGGACUCCCAGGAGGGAGCCUCCCGGUGAAAGACCUGGCAGUGGACAGCGCCUCACCAGUGUACCAGGCUGUCAUCAAGAACCAGAGCAAGCCCGAGGAAGAGGCUGACGAGUGGGCCCGCCGCUCCUCCAACCUGCAGUCUCGCUCCUUCCGGAUCCUGGCCCAGAUGACAGGGACAGAAUACAUGCAAGACCCUGAUGAAGAGGCUCUGCGAAGGUCAAGCACUCCCAUUGAGCAUGCUCCGGUGUGCACCAGCCAGGCCGCCUCCCCGCUGCUGCCCGCUUCUGCCCAGCCACCUGCUGCUGCCUCUCCCAGCUCAGCAUCGCCGCCCCCGGCCACAGCUACUGCUCAAGCUGCCACCGCCUGCGCUGCAGCCCCCGGCUUGAUCGGCUUGAGCACCUCGGACGGCCCAAGGCCCCAGGCCACAGCCUACAGCCCUGCAACUGCUGCCACUGCAGCCCCAGCUGCCCACACGAGCUACAGCGAGGGUCCAUCUGCCCCUGCACCCAAGCCCCGUGUGGUCACCACAGCAAGCAUCCGGCCUUCUGUCUACCAGCCAGUGCCUGUGUCUACCUACAGCCCAUCCCCAGGAGCCAAUUACACCUCAGCUCCCUACACCCCCUCCCCUGCCCCUACCUACACCCCCUCCCCUGCCCCUACCUACACCCCCUCCCCUGCCCCUACCUACACCCCCUCCCCUGCCCCCACUUACACCCCAUCCCCCGCACCGACCUACACCCCCUCCCCUGCUCCUAACUACAACCCUGCACCCUCACCGGCCUAUGGCACUGGCCUAGCAGAGUCUGCCAGCCGCCCCCCCUGGGUGACAGAUGACAACUUUUCUCAGAAAUUCGCCCCCAGCAAGAGCACCACAUCCAUCAGCAAGCAGACCCUGCCCCGGGGAGCCCCAGGCUAUACCUCAUCGGCUCCCCCAACUCUAGCCAGGGGUACGGUGCAGAGAGCUGAGCGCUUCCCAGCCAGUAGCCGAACUCCACUGUGUGGCCACUGCAACAGUGUCAUCCGGGGCCCUUUCCUGGUGGCCAUGGGCCGCUCCUGGCACCCAGAGGAGUUCAACUGUGCCUACUGCAAGACCUCACUGGCGGAUGUGUGCUUCGUGGAGGAGCAGAACAAUGUGUACUGCGAGCGGUGCUAUGAGCAGUUCUUCGCCCCACUGUGUGCCAAGUGCAACACCAAGAUUAUGGGGGAAGUGAUGCACGCCCUGAGACAGACAUGGCACACAACCUGCUUCGUGUGCGCAGCCUGCAAGAAGCCUUUUGGAAAUAGCCUCUUCCACAUGGAGGAUGGGGAGCCCUACUGUGAGAAAGACUACGUCAACCUGUUCAGCACCAAGUGCCAUGGCUGUGAUUUCCCCGUGGAGGCAGGGGACAAGUUCAUCGAAGCCCUGGGGCAUACCUGGCAUGACACCUGUUUCAUUUGUGCGGUCUGCCAUGUGAAUUUGGAGGGACAACCAUUCUACUCCAAGAAGGACAAGCCCUUGUGCAAGAAGCACGCACACGCCAUCAACGUGUAGGCCCAGGCGUAGGCGCAGGCGAGGCCUGGCUGCUCUGCCACUGGCAACCCUGGGGUUGAGGAUGCGAUGUUUCUUUUGGGGGGCAGGAGGGUAGCAAGGGGCCCUGUUGAGUAUCAAUUUAACUUCUCCUCUGUCCAAAGGCCAUAUAUUUGUCUAGUUCAGAGUAGAAGCCAAGUGCAGCUUCUAAAUCCUGCUCGCUAUUCACCCAGGCCUGGACCUGCACUUCCGUCACUUAAGGCAGGACUGCAGGAAGUCCCGAGCCAAAGCAGCUUUCCCAGGGCUGUGCUGCCCAUGUCCCCAGUGUAGGGACAGAGCCCAGAGGGCACAGUGCCCGGCCUUGUGCAGAGCUCUUCGAGCUGCUCCUACAAACAAAACACGGUGCCAAACAGUGCUCGCUUCCGGGUAUUUUUAGAGCCACAGCUGAGAGCUGGCUAGCUGAGACCCAGCAAGCUUUCCUCACCAAAAAAGGAAGUGGUAUUCCUCUUGGAGUAUCCUGUGGCCACCUCAGCUCCAAGACUGCGGGAACAACUUCAGCUGUCCCCAGGGCCAGGCAUCUGCGGCGAUGGCUCUGGGAGCUCCAGGCUGCUCCCUGCCAAGGCUCCACUGUGCCCCUCUUUCAUUUUGAAUCAUCUGGGGUCCCCAGAAGGCUGCUUGGCCCCUCUGUGGCUCUGGUGAUAUCUAGCCUUUGUUUUGCUUUAAGGGCAUGAGUGUCUUCGUGUGUGUCACCCCCACCCUCACUGAUCACUUUUGCUGUCUUCCCCCUCCCCUCUUCCAAAUGGACUUGAGAGCCUGCAGAAAGAAGCGGGACAGAGUGAGACCCAGGAAGGCAGAGCAGGCCAACACUCCCAAGCCUCUCUGUCUGCCAGCCUUGCAAGGAGGUGGUGGGACCUCUCAUGCAUGCUUGCCCAUCCCUUCCGAGAGCCCUUCCAGGGCCACACACUUGCUGUGUGUGCUCGUGUUCCCUGCUGGAGGAAGAGGGGGCUGUGUUGGCCAUUUGGGCCAAGAUUUUGGAAAAUGUACAAGCUGACUCAACAUAGCAGCUACUUCCAUAGGUACUGAAAUAGACCUAGGCCUUCAGCCUUCUCUACCAUAUAGAUGAUAGUUAGGUUAGGUAAGCAAGGUAGGGCUGUCUGAUAAAAAGUGAGAAGUCUUGUUUCCAAAGUUGGGGACAAUACGGU
Octodon degus (degu) is the source of this 3479-nucleotide messenger RNA. It is a transcript of the gene Ldb3, whose product is annotated as LIM domain binding 3. Gene Ontology annotation, cellular component: filamentous actin; stress fiber; adherens junction. The transcript is spliced from 14 exons. The record is from RefSeq and is a predicted model, not a curated record. The coding region runs from base 121 to 2301 and encodes 726 amino acids. Gene Ontology annotation, molecular function: muscle alpha-actinin binding; actin binding. NCBI's taxonomy places the organism in Eukaryota, Metazoa, Chordata, Mammalia, Rodentia, Octodontidae. Gene Ontology annotation, biological process: heart development; muscle structure development; actin cytoskeleton organization.